Molecule: messenger RNA, 3023 nt
Organism: Oryctolagus cuniculus (rabbit)
Lineage: Eukaryota; Metazoa; Chordata; Mammalia; Lagomorpha; Leporidae
Source: RefSeq, a predicted model, not a curated record
GAGGCUUUAUAACCACUUCGUAGCGGCUGCUUGGCUUCUAUCUCCGGGAGGGCGGCUGAGGCGGCGGCCGCGGCGCCGGCUGGGGGGGGCGGGGGGCCGCUGAGGCGGGAGCUGUGGCGGCGCUGGGCGCCCCUGGCUCCUCGGCCUCUGCGGGCCAUGGGCUCCGAAAAGGACUCUGAGUCGCCGCACUCCACAUCCCUACACGCGGCCGCGCCCGACCCCAAGUGCCGCAGCGGCGGCCGGCGCCGGCGCCUCACCUUCCACAGCGUCUUCUCCGCCUCGGCCCGCGGUCGCCGCGCCCGGGCCAAGCCUCAGGCCGAGCCGCCGCCCCCGGCCGCGCCGCCGCCGCCCGCCCCGGCCCCGACCGCGGCCCAGGCCCCGCCGCCCGAGGCGCUGCCCGCCGAACCGACAGCCGAGGCCGACGCGGAGGCCGCGGCGGCGGCGGCGGCGGCGGGGCCCGGGUUCGACGAUGAGGAGGCGGCGGAGGGCGGCGGCCCGGGCGCGGAGGAGGUGGAGUGUCCGCUGUGCCUGGUGCGGCUGCCGCCCGAGCGGGCCCCGCGCCUCCUCAGCUGUCCGCACCGCUCGUGCCGGGACUGCCUCCGCCACUACCUGCGCCUGGAGAUCAGCGAGAGCCGGGUGCCCAUCAGCUGCCCCGAGUGUAGCGAGCGGCUCAACCCUCACGACAUCCGCCUGCUGCUAGCCGACCCGCCGCUCAUGCACAAGUACGAGGAGUUCAUGCUGCGCCGCUACCUGGCCUCGGACCCCGACUGCCGCUGGUGCCCUGCCCCGGACUGCGGUUAUGCUGUUAUUGCCUAUGGCUGUGCCAGCUGCCCAAAGCUAACUUGUGAGAGGGAAGGCUGCCAGACUGAGUUCUGCUACCACUGCAAGCAGAUAUGGCAUCCAAAUCAGACAUGCGAUAUGGCCCGUCAGCAGAGGGCGCAGAAUUUAAGAGUUCGGACCAAGCACACUUCGGGUCUCAGUUAUGGGCAAGAAUCUGGACCAGCAGAUGACAUCAAGCCAUGCCCACGAUGCAGUGCUUACAUUAUCAAGAUGAAUGAUGGAAGCUGUAAUCACAUGACCUGUGCAGUAUGUGGCUGUGAAUUCUGCUGGCUUUGUAUGAAAGAGAUCUCUGACUUGCAUUACCUCAGCCCCUCUGGCUGUACAUUCUGGGGCAAGAAGCCAUGGAGCCGUAAGAAGAAAAUUCUUUGGCAGCUGGGCACAUUGAUUGGUGCUCCUGUGGGAAUUUCUCUCAUCGCUGGCAUUGCCAUUCCUGCCAUGGUCAUUGGCAUUCCUGUUUAUGUUGGAAGGAAGAUUCACAGCAGGUAUGAAGGAAGGAAAACCUCCAAACACAAGAGAAAUUUGGCUAUUACUGGAGGAGUGACGCUGUCAGUCAUUGCGUCCCCAGUGAUUGCUGCAGUCAGUGUUGGUAUUGGCGUCCCCAUUAUGCUGGCAUAUGUGUAUGGGGUUGUGCCUAUUUCUCUCUGUCGUGGAGGUGGCUGUGGAGUCAGCACGGCCAACGGGAAGGGAGUGAAAAUUGAGUUUGAUGAAGAUGAUGGUCCAAUCACAGUGGCAGAUGCCUGGCGAGCCCUCAAGAAUCCCAGCAUUGGGGAAAGCAGCAUUGAAGGCCUCACCAGUGUGCUGAGCACCAGUGGAAGCCCUACAGAUGGACUCAGUGUUAUGCAAGGCCCUUACAGUGAAACAGCCAGCUUUGCAGCCCUCUCAGGGGGCACAUUGAGUGGCGGCAUUCUCUCCAGUGGCAAAGGAAAAUACAGCAGGUUAGAAGUCCAAGCCGAUGUCCAAAAGGAGAUUUUUCCCAAAGACACAGCCAGUCUUGGUGCAAUUAGUGACAACGCAAGCACUCGUGCUAUGGCCGGUUCCAUAAUCAGUUCCUACAACCCACAGGACAGAGAAUGCAACAACAUGGAAAUCCAAGUGGACAUUGAAGCCAAACCAAGCCACUAUCAGCUGGUGAGUGGAAGCAGCACAGAGGACUCACUUCACGUUCAUGCUCAAAUGGCAGAGAAUGAAGAAGGUGGCGGUGGUGGCGGCGGUGAAGAGGACGCCCCCUGCAAACACCAAAACUGUGAACAGAAAGACUGCCUGGCCGGCAGACCUCGAGACAUCAGCCUGGCCCAGCCCGAGAGCAUCCGCAGUGACCUGGAGAGCUCAGAUGCACAGUCCGAUGAUGUGCCAGACAUCACCUCAGAUGAGUGUGGCUCUCCCCGCUCCCAGGCCGCAGCCUGCCCCUCGACCCCCAGAACCCAAGGUGCACCAAGCCCAAGUGCCCAUAGGAACCUCUCUGCCCCAGCUGAGGGACAGACUGUCUUGAAGCCAGAAGGUGCAGAAGCUAGAGUAUGAAAUGGAAUGACUACUCCUGUUCUGAGAAGCACAUUUGUUGUGCACCUGCUCUUUGUCUUCCUGCCAGUGUUUUACUACAGUGAGGAUGAGAAGUCUGGACAACAGCCAACUUGGAAGAUUCUCAUCUCUUGGGCACUGUAGUCAGACCUAGCACCUGAGACAGGAAAUGCUGUGGUGGACUUUGGGCCUCUGGGAAAAAACUGCCCAGAGUGUCCUUGUGAAAAAGAGAACCUGUUGGAAAAAAAGAGGCAGGCAGCCUGGAAACUUCCGUAAUGCAAAUUAUCAGCUCAAGACCUGUGGUUCUCUUUAACGGCUCAUCAGGAGAGCAAUUAACUUGGAUAAAAAUCACAGUCUGUUGGAGGGGCAAUAGUUUACAACCAAAUCUGUGUUUCUUAUCUGAGCUUUAUUUCUGGUUGCUGUGAGAUGGGCAGCUUAUUCUCUUGAGUCUGUUUGCACUACCCAAAAUGGAGAUGAUAACCCUAGUGAUGGGGGUCACAAAGAUUUAGGAAAGAGUACUGAAAAUGCUUUUGUUACAGACCCUGUUUUUUCCCUCCUGCAGGAACAAAAAGAAAUGAGUUAGAGAAGAUUCUAGGUAUCUUCUAAGAAAGGAAGCCUAGAACUCUAGACCAGAGACAAUUAAAGACAAAACAAAACAAAAACUUUAA